CCGUGUCAGAUCCGGAGGCGGAUGAAAGUUUUGUUUUCCUGUGAAUCCUUGACCUCUGCUCUGCGCAGGCUCUGGGGCAGGAGUUGUCGCCGGUACCAUCCAGGAGAUCGGAUGAUUUAUGUCGCAGAGCGGACGGCCGGGUCCCUCGUAUAAAUUCCAAUAAUCGCGCUCAGUUGUGCAAUUGUCUAAUACCGUAUAGAGCGACCGCUCCGAAGCCGAACCGAUUGUGUGAUGUAGAAGGUAUUACUACUCCUCAAGCUGUUAGAAUUUCCAUUAUUCAAUGUGGCGACAUUACGCUCCUGCUAUGGCGGUCACCCAGCUUUUCCAGGCUCCUGGACACUAAAUGCACAAGUAGGGAAACCACGGUGAGAAAAUGACUGGAGAGAAGUGAAUGGGUUAACGCAGCGGCCGGCUUAGGUCUGGUGUGAGGAUAAUAGUCCUGUCAGUCUUGUCUUGGGAUCACCUGUGAUCUGGGAGGCAGAUCCUAAGACGUGGCCUGAGAAGACUCCAGGAUUGUCACCGAUACGUCAUGUUCCCCACGUGGCAUCGGCUUUUGGAUUCCCUCCCGAACCGCCCUUGCCUGGACGUGCGGCGUAAAGAAGAAGGUGAUGGCGAGAUCCCAGCCAAAGUCCUGGUGGAUUAUUCCAUGGAGCGACGCAGAAAGCAGAAGAUGCUGUGCAGCCAGCUGCAAGUCCUGCGCUUCCUUCUUGAAUUCAUAAAAGAAGCGGACAUUGUCAACUGGGAGGAGACCAACCCAGAGUUACUGAAUCAAGAGGUGGAAGAGGUUAAACAGAAGUGGAAGUCUCUGAAAUCUCAGUACCAGGAGAAGGUGAAUGAAGUGGAAGAGAUCAUCCCUCAGCUCCUGGAGAAGAUUCAGCUUGUACAUGAGAAGAAGACUCAGCUGGAGGAGACUCUGCAAAGGUACCACACUCAGAAACUGAUUGCAGAGGAGAAGGCCAAGGAAAGGCAGCAGCAUUUGCAGGAUGUUUUCCAAAAGCAGCAGCUGGUGGUACAAAAAUGUCAGGUUCAGAUAGAGCAGCUGAAAGAUGAGCUGCAGAAACUGGAGCAGUCUGUAGAUUGCUGGAUCCAGACUGUGAGCAGGGACUCCACAUUUGUAGGUAUCCUGCAUGCUCAGCAGGUAGUCUCCUUGGUGUCUAUUGGGGAGAAGGAACUUGCUCUAGAUUUAAAUGUCAGUGAGAAGACACAGAUCGCACCAUUAAGGGUCAACCUGCAUUGGACAUCUGAGGAAGAAUUUCAGGUGGAGACUGAAGACCCAGUGCUUCGGCUACCUCCCGAACUGCAGCGUGGUGCUACGACACAUAUCACUCCUGUCAUCCUGGAGCUGCAGUGUUGGUACCAGAGCCAUGCCAGACUUCUGGUGGAGCUGAAAAAAAUACAAGAGCGGUUUCCCAUUGACUGGCUUCCUAACGAGAGGAAGAUUCUCUUUUUGAAAGGGAACAAGCAGCACAGCCUGGUGAUUGAACCAGGUUACCCAGUGAGCGGAGGCGUCCGACUGCUGGGAGGAGAACCAUGUAACUCUUCUGACAACUUCAAGCCCCCUGCUGAGAACCCAUCGCUGAGUGACUGGCUGGAAUACCUGCAUAGCAAUCCCAACUUCAGUACCUGAUGAAAUCCCUGCAGUCCAGAAGGAUGUGCCAUCGUCAGUGGCCCAAACCUGAGUAUAGAAGCCGUCGUACAGUACAAGGUGCCUCUUGAUAUGCAAACUGUAUCACAGCUGGCGUGAAGAUCUGGCCUAGUGCACAUACAAUACACUUCCGUUCUGUUUAUUGCUUCAACAAAUAUGUUAUUUUCUGCAUGCUGAGCAGAACAGCACAACUGGGCAGCAGGACAGCAGAUCGGCUCCCACUGCACGGUUCAGCCUCAGAAAAUACAAGGAGCCGAGAUUUACAACUGAGGUCGUGCCAGCGUAUAAUGGGACCUGUGCCAGGCAGGAGAACUUUCUAGACUUGUGUUACAUGCUCAAUAAAUUUGCCUGCCUGACUG
Messenger RNA from Bufo bufo (common toad), 2004 nucleotides. RefSeq names its product ZW10 interacting kinetochore protein (gene ZWINT). NCBI's taxonomy places the organism in Eukaryota, Metazoa, Chordata, Amphibia, Anura, Bufonidae. The coding region runs from base 530 to 1627 and encodes 365 amino acids. The transcript is spliced from 10 exons. Gene Ontology annotation, biological process: establishment of localization in cell; mitotic sister chromatid segregation; mitotic cell cycle checkpoint signaling. The record is from RefSeq and is a predicted model, not a curated record. Gene Ontology annotation, cellular component: dendrite; kinetochore; cytosol.